Messenger RNA from Trematosphaeria pertusa, 684 nucleotides. RefSeq lists its product as uncharacterized. NCBI's taxonomy places the organism in Eukaryota, Fungi, Ascomycota, Dothideomycetes, Pleosporales, Trematosphaeriaceae. The transcript has 2 exons. Bases 1 to 684 code for a protein of 227 amino acids. The record is from RefSeq and is a predicted model, not a curated record.
AUGCAUAUUGCGUGGACUGUCAACUUUCGUCUCAAACUACCGAGUUUCGCAAAGAAUAAUCUCCCAGGCGUCAAAACUCUGCUCGAUCUAGCUGUAGCGGCUCCACGGGCUCGAUGUCCCCGUUUCGUUUAUUGCUCUUCCACUGCAUCGAUCAUCAGUGCCACAGCGGACCAACCCGGAGGCCUUCCAGAACAUGUAACCGAGGGCCCUUCAUUUGCAUCCCCGCUUGGUUAUGCACGCUCCAAGUGGGUUGCUGAGCAGAUUUGCUUAGAAGCUCAUCGUCAAACUGCCCUCAAAGGCCGCAUCGCGGUGCCUUCCUCGAAGCGGCUAAGGACCAACACGAACGACGAUGAAAUGUAUGUUUAUCAUGUCCUGAAUCCGCAUCAACAGCCGAUGUGGCAUGCCAUGCUACAGUGGCUCAAGAAGAAAGAAGACUUCGACAUCGUUUCUCCGCAAGAGUGGGUCAACAGUCUGGAGAAUUCGGGCCUCACUGAACACUCAGCCAUGAAGCUUCUUGGCCUUUGGAAGGAGACCUAUUGUGAUGCGACUCAGGAGAAGAAGCCUAGGCCACAGUUCUCGAUGGUGGAGACCGUCAAGCCAGUUCGUGCCUUAAGGGACAUUCCGCCUGUGGGCGGGGCCUGCAUGGGCAAGAUUUGGGAUUGGGUGCAAGCAAAUGUGCACUAA